Apis dorsata (giant honeybee) is the source of this 6743-nucleotide messenger RNA. It is a transcript of the gene spri, whose product is annotated as protein sprint. Bases 396 to 4514 code for a protein of 1372 amino acids. Gene Ontology annotation, biological process: signal transduction; vesicle-mediated transport. Gene Ontology annotation, cellular component: endocytic vesicle; cytosol. Gene Ontology annotation, molecular function: small GTPase binding; guanyl-nucleotide exchange factor activity. Lineage: Eukaryota; Metazoa; Arthropoda; Insecta; Hymenoptera; Apidae. The record is from RefSeq and is a predicted model, not a curated record. The transcript has 16 exons.
ACCGUCGAAAAGAAGCAAGCAAGGACGACCGUGCGGAGGUGGCGCGAAAUCGGCGGCCUGACCACAGCCAAGAUCGAGUGACGUCAAAGCUUUUCGCUGGAAGCUCGGAAAGGAGGGGAGGAGAAGGAAGGAUGCGACCGGAUCGCUUUGCGCCUGCUGGAACCGUUAAAUAUAGCCGGAAGAAUUUCCCUGGCAUUCGCGCGCCCCACCUCGUCCGCUUUGCUCGAUUUUCCUAGGCCGCGAUUUAUGCGAAACGAGUGCGUUUCAACCCCUCUUUCUCUUCCUCGUCAUCGUCCACGCUGGUGGAACGUCUACACCACGUAUCGAAUCAGUACGAUUCUACUCGCAACGCUCGAUCCUCUCCUCUCUUCGAGAUCUCUCAAAGGGUGGAAAAAAUGCUGAUCACCAAGUACACCACCAUUUUGCUCCAGUCCACCAAUCAGCACAUUCUCAGGAGCGAUGUCUUCCUGGAACCGUAUCUGCAGCAGCACGGAACCGUUCAGGUCGUCAGCUCGCCGAGCACGCCUCCGCCGAACCCGCUGCAGCAUCAUCAGCUCACCCAGCUGCACCAUGUUCAGAGCGAGGAGUCGCUUUCCUCGGAAGGGUCGGCCACCUCGGGUGGAUCUUCGAGCUCGACGGAAGAUUCUGGCAGCGAGGUCGCGUGCGACAUCACUCUGAUCGAGAGGCUUAUACGCUCCCAUCCGAUCUGGUUCCUUCCUGGCAUCCAAAGAGCAGGAGCUUUCCACUUGUUGCAAGGCAAAGAGGAAGGGAACUUCGUGGUCCGGCAGUCGAGUCAGAGCGACACGAUGGCCCUGUCCGUGCGACUGCCACCGGGAAAGGGACCGUACAUCGAGCACUACCUGAUCCAAGCCAACAAGGGGAAGCUGAGCUUGGAGACUAGCGAGAACAGGUUCGACAACAUCCCCUCGUUGAUCGCCCACUAUUCUCAGUGCUGUGACGAAUUGCCGGUCCAAUUGACACUGCCAAGGGCGAUGCGCGAGGCCAAGAAUAGGCAACAGCUCUCCUCGUUGGCGCUUCUGGGUCAGGAAUUCUGGAGAUACCCGAUGGCGAAUCCAAAGCCACCGGAGAGCAGCAGCAGCAACACGUCUAGCUUGAGUAGCUUUCGAGGCGGUAACAACAAUUUGAACAAUAACAAUAAUAACAUUCACACUCCAACGACGGAGAGUAUCGUGCUAAAUUUAGCGCCCAUUUCAUCGCACGAAACACGAGGCUCGUCACCUACAGCAGCUCUGACGACCACGACGACGACGUUUGCGUCCUCGUUGCCUCGGCAACCUCGGCCAACACCACCGAACACCCUUAACCUGACAACCUUCAACGAGCCCCUGGAUCUGAAGAAAGAGAAACUCUCGCCAGCCGACAAAUUAUCCCAGAAACUGAUCUCCCCCAACCUGGUUCAAAGCGUGAGAUGUCCCUCCCCUGUGGUACACAACGUGGAAAGUAACGUGCUUAGCCCGGUCCAGGAUACGAAAGUCAGCUUCGAGGCGAAAAGCAUGGCGGAGACGUCGAAAUCGACGGUUGUCGAACUGUCCAGGACCAAAUUCUCCUCCGUUACCACCUCCAUAUCGAAUUUUCACCAAAACGUAUCGACCUUCAACAAUUUCUCCUGCACCACGUCGCCCGUGCUGCCUGAAAUCAGGAACAUUAUAGCGGAGAACCAUUCGUUGGGGCAGAACGUGAAGACGCCUCCGCCGCCGCCCCCGAGAUGGGCGAAGCCCGGAAUCGGACAAAAUCAAAAUAACUUCAGCGUCACUGCUACGGUGACGUUCAAUCUGAAUCACACGAACGACGUCAGCAGUUCGCAGAACACUCCAUCGGAUCCCAACACGUCUCUACUGAGCCCGCAGAGCGCCACAUCGAACAAAUCCCUAAUAUCGAACUUCUCCGUGAAGUCACCCCUGUCGCCGACGACUCCCGUGCUCUCUCCAAUGUCGAAGCUAGUCCCAAACACAGGCGUGAAGACGCCCAACGUUCUCUCGCCGACCACGCCCUCCAGCACGAGCAAGUCGAAGCGGAGGCGGGACAGGGAAGCGCGAAAGAACUCGCAACACUAUCAGGAAUCCGACAUCCUCGAGUCCUAUUAUCGAAGCUCGCCUGGAGACAAGAUAUCGGAUUACGAGGACAUCUGGAACACCACCGACCAGUCGAACCAUUCCACCUGGUCGCCGAACGACAAGUUGGCGAGGAACGAUGGACCCGCGAAUCCUCAAGAUCGAUUGAGAAAUUCGAACGACCGGCUGAUGGUCCCGGACAGGGUUGUAAACUCAGCCGAGAGAAAUUUCAACGAGCUACGACCGGCUACGAAUGAACAGUUGAUAGUGAGGAACGACAGGAUGAUCGUGAGGAACGACAAGUCGAUCGGGAACGAGAAGUUGAGUUACAAGGAGAUGACCAGCCCCGAGUUUAGCAGCUUUAAACCUGUCCAGGAGGCGAAGUUCGUGGAGCAGAGCAACGGAUCGCCGGAGGAAACGGGAAUGGGAAGGAGACCUGACCUGUUGUCUCGUGUUUCAGGCAGCGCGAAUUCCUUGAACAGUCCCAGUACGGUAACGCCACCCAGGAAUAAACUAGGUUUAAUGCUGGCCAAGUCGGAGAGCAACAGCCCGUUGACACCGGAAUCGAAGCAAGGUAGCCCGUUUUAUGCGGAACCAGCUGACGCCAUCGCGCAAAACGCAGCGAUAAUACCGAGAAGGCGGCCUAGGAACAAUCCAGCCACGAAUAAGUAUCGACACAGCGAACCAGGGUGGCUGCAGACGCCCGCAGGCGCAAAUUCUAAUCAACUGCAUCCGAUCGACUGGGAGGAACCGGAGGAAACGGAGGACAAGACGCCUUUGAUCUCUUCUUCCGUCGAUAACCUGGCCAAACGGCUCGGUACUAAAGAGACGAAAAAGAUUCCACGUGCCAAGCCUGUGCAACCACCAAAGAUCAGGACCAAGGUGUUCAACGAUACUUCCUGGGCUGUGGAUUCCAGCUGGGAAUUUAUCGGCAACGAAGGGGACGAUUGCGAACCUGACUAUGACUGUGAUGCGGAUUACGAGGGUGAUAACGUGGCCAGAAAGUUUCCGGACGAGGAGUGUGAUAGGGACGUUGUUGGGAACACUUUAACCGUUCAGAGUAUCAUCCUCCAACGGUACCCAGAGUUGUUGAAACCGCCGGACACGUCGGAGUCGCUUUACAGCGACAGGAACUCCUCGUACGACAACGUGGAGAAGAGGAACGUGGAGAGGGAAGAGGCUGGAGACAGCAGAAAGGACCAAAUCUAUGACUCCUCCGAAUGGGAGACGCCAUUGGAGACAGACGAAAGUGACGUGGAGAGGAUGAAGAGGAACAAGAGCUUCAAAGAGCGUUUGGAUCCCCUUCUCUCCCCUCCAAGAUUGCAAGCCCUUAGAAACCGUGACAAUGGAGGUACAGGCUCGAGCAUAAGGUCAUACGCCCUUCAAUUAGCAGCGGACAAGACGACCACAUUCUCCCAAAACAUUGACAAUUUUAUCCAAUGCACGAAGGAAGGGAAAGAAGCCAGCCCACACGUGGUGAUGAGAAACAUGCGACAAUUUAUGUCUGGAAUGAAGAACUACUUGGUGAAACAUGGUGAAAGAGAAUUCGAGAAAGAGGUGGAGAAAGAAAGGCUGAAGCUGAAGCCAAACGAAUUCUUGAAUUUGGACGCUAUUUUAGAAGGCGUGAUGAUGGGCUUAGUGGUGAGACCGCUCAGAGAACACGUUUAUAGACUGUUUGUCGAGCAUUACGCGGCUACUGGUUCAUUGCAAACCCUCGCCGAGAGCAUCCAGCACGCCCAGGGGAAACACGUUCAGGAUCUCGGUGUUCGACCAAAGAUUAUACCCCCAUCGGAGUCGAGUUUAGAGCGGAUCCUCAAAUACAUUGAUCGUCUUCAAAAAGCGGAUUCGCCUCUAGACAAAUUGGAAAAUCUUCUAGCAGCCAUUUCAGCGAUUUUCAACUCCGUAAAGCACGCAAAUUCUGGCAGACACGUAACGCUGGGCGCAGACGAUCUUCUUCCCCUUCUAGUUUGGGUAUUGGUUCGUGGCAAGGUUGUGGACGCUGAGGUGGAAGCUGAGUACAUGUGGGGUUUGCUUCAUCCCUCUCUUCUCACUGGUGAAGGGGGAUAUUAUUUGACGACCUUGUCCAGCGCAGUUCACGUUUUGAAGACGUUCAAGUCCAGCCAGGGAACGAUGUCCACUUUAAAUGGUUGUGGAACACCAGACUGUUCAUCCGUACUACGAAUUUUAGUACCAGAUGAACUGCAUGGAUCCCUGAACACCAGAACGCUACCUGUACGACCAAAUAUGAACACCAGAGAGAUUUGUCGCAUUCUCGCACAUAAAAUCAGAUGCACCAAUCCUCAGGACUAUGGAUUGUUCAAAUUGGUCCAAGGGGAAGAAACCUUACUCGGCGACCACGAGUGUCCACAAGAGCUCUCUCACUGCCUUUUCGCUUACAAGCGGAUUGACGCAAAGAUAGCCUGGCCGAAAACCAGUUCUUAAUAGGCCUUGCGAAUAGAAGGCUACUUAGGGGAAACGAUAUCGAUUUCGUGGUGACAAGGCUAAUAAAUUUGAAGCACCUGUCUUUAUUGUUAUUAUUAGUUUCGUGCUAGCACCGUGUUUUUUUUCAAUUGUUUCAUUCUUUAUAUCUUUACACGUAUAUUUGAAUGGAGUAUCGAAUUUUUCUCAAUCUCGAGCAUAAAUCUUUUAAAAUGUAUACUGCCAGAUAUAGCUAACUUUCGACUGAUCACUGUAAAAGAAGAAGAAAUUGAAAGCGACCAAGGUUUAAUUUAAGAAAAAAAGGCGAUGAAUAACGUAGAUCUAUACUCUUAUUAUGUAUCCGAUAUUUAAAUUAUUGUAAUCGUCAUCAUUAUAUUGGUUAUUUCUUAAUAUUAAAAAGUACUGCCCAUUUAUAUAUAUGAUUAAUUUCAGAAAACAGAUAUUUUUAGCUGCGACGAUCCAAAGAUAUUCUAAAUUAUGUAGCUAGAGAGAGUGAUUAAAGUGCAAUCUAGUAGUGCAAUGUCUAGCUAGAAACGAUCUCAAAGAAUGAUUUUAUUGAAUGCAGCUGAAAAAUCCAAUCGAAAUGGCAGAAUGCGAUCGAAUGAACAAUAUUCAAUCGCAUUUAAUUUACUUGCAAGCAGGUGCUAGAGAAUCGAAUCGGGGAGCUUUAACUUCGCGCAAUUCGGUUCGUUUGUUAACACUGAAUACGAGAUCGAAUAAAUUUCCGCCAAACGACCGUUUCUCCUUCGUAAAAAUAUAAAAACGAAGAAAAAGAAUCGUGUAUUACUCAGUAUUCGAUAUUUUGCGAAACUCUACGAUAACGAAGUUACUAAUUAAGUCUCAUUAGUAAAAUAGGAUUCGAAUCGAAGGGGUUACCGAAAAUUUUUCACAUUAGAAAAGAAAAAAGACAAAAUUUUUAGUCUUUUACUUGGAAAAAAUAAAUUAUAAGUAUUCUUCCACUUCGAAACCUACUUUACAAGAGGAUAUUAUACGUUUUUUACGGGAUGAAAUCUCUAAAAUGGAACAACCAAAUGUCUCUCUCAUGUUUUUAAAUUUUAUUGCAAAUAAUAUUACGAAAUGAAGUUAUAGAUAUAGCUAUUAUUAUUUUAAUAUUUUAAUUUUUAAUUAUUUUUAUCCAAUAAUUUUUAUAUUUUAUAAUUUAAUUCUGUUUCCUAAUAUUUUAUUAUAAAUAAAUAAUUAUAAUAUAAAUAAUUUUUGAACAAUUUUAUCUUGAAUAAAUUAUUUAUAUAUAUAUAUGUAUAUCAAAAAAGAAAAAAAAGGGACAUCUGGAUGGUCUCUGUUAGGGAUGAUUCAAGCCUAAAGUAUAAUCGAAUAAAAAUUAUAGGGAAUCAUUUCCCCUCUUGAUACAAAUUUAUUAUUAGACUUAGAAGCACGGAAAGCUAGUUUAGACUCUAUUUUAAGUACUUUCUUGACGAGACGUUGGCGGAUUAUACAAGCAAUUUAUACUUUUAAGCGGACGUCGCAUAUUUAUUGGAAAAGUUGUACACAAUAUUUUACUAUCAUCAUUCAUCGGAUAUUUUCUUUUUUUUUUGUCGCGCGAGCGCGUGUCGCUUCUUCCUUUUUUCGAAAAUCUGCCAGGCUGAUUUGCUUACCUAAUAUUAUUAUUAUUAUUAUUAUUAUUAUUAUAAAAGGCUGUGGAACUAAUUAAUCUCACUUCAGAAAUGAGUAAUAAAAUAAUGACCAGAGUUCGAUUAUGUUUGUUUCCGGGGCUUGUAUGGGAGAUGAAGGGGAAGGGGGGAUAAGUCGUGGAGCAAAUAUUUUACUACUGAAACUCUCGUACAAAUCAGCCUUGCAAUUGUUAUUAUUAUCUUAAUAAGAAAAUAAGAAAAAAAAAAAAAAAACGAAAAAAAGGUGAAAAAUAACACGAUGUGUAGCCCUCGAUGAUACGUGUAAUGAUAAUAAUUAUUAGCGAUUUAUAAAUGUACAUUUCUCCUUUAUAUAUGUCGUACCUAAUUUAUUACGAAGCGAAUUUUUAAUACCCGUGUAAUGUCGUAAUUAAUAAUCCCCUUCAGCAUUGAACGUGCUUUUCGAUUUCCCCCGAAUUCAAUUGAUUACGAUUAAUCGUAACGUUAAUGCUUCUAAUAUGCUAGUCAAGCCGAUACAAAUCAGAAGUUCGUAAAAGAAUACCCUCUUCUUAUUCUCUAUUUUCUCUCUCUAUUUGUCCCCUUUCGUGAAUAAUCGUAAUAUCUCACGUGAUAGUUUCCAAGUUUU